CCAAAGCUCUUUAUUUCCCAUUCAGCACACUUGCGUUAGGCUAAUCAUCCUUUAUCUUUCACUUUGCACAAUCGCUCUCUACAAACCUGUUCAAAUCCUUGGCGAUUAUCCCGAUAUCCGUGUCUCCACUUCUAUUACCAGUCUGGAAUCGAAAUCGGAAACUCGACCAUAGAAUCACUACAGGAGAACAUUUCUAGGGAGAUCUUGCAUUAUCCGUUAUCAGCAUAAAUAACCAACACAGAAAAGGGAGAUAUAACAUACACAAAAGUACCCUUCAACAACACACCGCAAGAGUCAUUUUUCAUUGAGAGCCGUUGUCUCGCGGAGGGCCUGCCGUAAGAGUCUUGGUUGAUUCGUCCGAAGAUGGUAUUAACACAGCAGAGAAGAACAUCUACCUCCGACGACGAAUUUCCCACUGCUCAGCUUCUCCUGCUAGCAAUAUGUCGUAUCGCAGAGCCCAUUGCCCUCACAUCCAUCUUCCCGUACUCAUGGGUCAUGGUCAAGGACUUUAAUGUGGCUGAUGACAGCAAUGCGUCUUUCUAUGCCGGCAUUCUUGUCUCUACCUUCUCACUUUGUGAGGCUCUUACGGGCAUGUUCUGGGGAAGCCUCUCGGAUCGAGUCGGCCGCAAGCCUGUCCUUAUCUCCGGCUGUUUCGGCACCAUGGCAUCUCUUCUCAUGGUUGGAUUCGCAACCAACUUUUGGGUAGCUUUGCUCGGUCGAGCUUUAGGUGGUGUACUCAACGGAAAUAUCGGGGUCAUUCAGACCAUGGUCGGCGAGCUGGUCAAAAAUCCCGAACACGAACCACGAGCAUAUGCUAUUAUGCCGUUCUUCUGGUCAAUUGGAACUAUCAUCGGCCCAGCUAUUGGAGGUCUACUUGCAAAACCUGCGGAAGGCUAUCCUACUUUUUUCUCUCAGAGCGGGCUUUUUGGGACAUUUCCCUUUCUUUUGCCUAACUUGGUCUGCUCUGCUUUGCUUCUUUGCAGUAUUAUUUUUUGCUGGCUUCUACUGAACGAGACGCAUCCCGAUAUGCAACCUCGAAAUGGAGUUGGGGCAGAGGGCCCUGAUAGCACAUCUGUCAUGCAUCCUCUACUGGCCACUUCGGGACCAAGUACGACUGCAGGAGCUGAUCUCCGAGCCGAGUCUUACGGGACUUUCAAUCAUGUGCACCUCCACGACGAUCAGGAUUGGCAUGUGCGCUCUGAUGGCUCGAUAGACUCGAGUUCGCAACGGAAGGCCGUCUUCACGUGGCAGGUGACCAUGCUUGUUCUCGCCUUGGCGAUAUUCACAUAUCACUCGAUGACAUACGAUCAUCUGCUGCCUAUCUUCCUGCAAGAUAAGCCUGCAGUCGACGUCAAUUUAUUGACUAGCCCGGCUCUUCGAUUUCCCGGUGGAGUCGGUCUUUCGACCCAGUUCGUUGGUUUGAUUAUGUCUUGUGACGGCCUUAUUGCGUUAUUCAUCCAAAGCCUUGUAUUUCCAGUUCUGGCUCAUUAUCUGGGGGUGUGGCGCCUAUUCGUCCUCGUCACCAUUUUGCACCCUCUUGCUUAUUUCAUGGUCCCGUUCUUAAUAUACGUUCCUCACGACUUCAUCUUCACCGGUAUCCUUGGAUGCCUGGUUGUUCGCAACGUUCUCUCGAUCAUCGACUAUCCAGUCCUCCUGAUCCUCAUCAAACAAGCCAGUCCUCCUGGUUCGGUUCUGGGCAAGAUCAACGGGCUCGCGGCCUCUGCGGGUGCACUCUCACGCACCUUGGCUCCGCCAAUUGCCGGGUUCCUAUACAGCACCGGUGUCAGGGUGCAAUGUACGGCCCUCGCGUGGUGGGGGAGCACUCUAGUCGCCAUUAUUGGGGCAGUGCAAAUGUGUUUCAUUCAACAGAAGAAACAUGGCUCUGUUGUAGUACAGUCUGCUGCACACUGCCGUUAUGCACCAGAUUCAUCUACGUGGAAGCAAGAAGCUGUUCAUAUCAUCGUGACAGAAGCUGAAGCCGACAUUGGUCAUGAAGCCGAGAGGAACUCGCGUAUGGUACAAGAGACUCAUGAUUUGGCUUGAAUAUCAGCAGCUCACUCCAUAAUCAGCGUCUCCUACCCUUGUCCCUGUCUUGUGCGAUUUUACUUGCGGCAUUAGUCGGGCUAAGCAGUACCUCGAAUACACGCACAGCCUGAAAAGGUUGGGAGUUCACAUUCGAGUGCUGGCAAGGUGUUCCCGUAUGACUGGAGUGAUGUACAUAGAUAUUUUGGUAUUACUGGCAAUAUGAUAGCACAAGGGUAUAAGAUCGACAUUUGUGCUCAAGAUGGGUAGUGG
Molecule: messenger RNA, 2295 nt
Organism: Aspergillus brunneoviolaceus CBS 621.78
Lineage: Eukaryota; Fungi; Ascomycota; Eurotiomycetes; Eurotiales; Aspergillaceae
Product: MFS transporter
Exons: 4
Coding region: 364-2043 (559 amino acids)
Biological process (GO): transmembrane transport
Molecular function (GO): transmembrane transporter activity
Source: RefSeq, a predicted model, not a curated record